AUGUGCGACAAAGAUUGCCACAUAACUGGGACUAAAUCUGCUUCCAAACAAGCUAGGGGUAGUGACGAGAUCACUUCACCUACGAUCAAGAACGAUUUAGCUGACAUUAAAGCGGCUAUGACUGAGAUGAUGUCCAGUUUUAAGACUGAACUUUUAAGUCACGUUAAUGCGUCGAUAUCUCAGGUUUAUCAAGAUUUUGAGCAAGCGGCAGAUCAAGAAGUUCAGGACGACAGUGUUAGUGCCCCUGAAGCUGGCCCAUUGCCAGAACACAGCGAGGAUAAUCUCGUUGAUAAAAUCGCAAACUUUGCCAAAGACAAGGGUUCACACUCGCAAACAGAUUUGAGCGAGAAUACAGUUUUUAAAACCUUUGUAGAACAGUUCGCUCCGGGUGAGCAAACAGGACCGGCAAUUGACCAUGAUCUUGCCACAAUCGUCAACGAAUUGUUGACUGAGAAGUUAACAAAAGAGAAGCUUGAACCAGUUCAAGAUAAGUAUUUAAAGCCAGAAAAUUGCGAGAAUUUAGUCGCACCAAAAAUUAAUAAACCCAUAUGGCAACAGCUUAAACAGGAGACUAAGAAUACCGAUUCUACAUUUCAAAAAAUUCAACAAUUGGCAUUGUCUUCGCUGUAUGCCGUCUUGCAGGUUUGUAAUAACCUUUCCAGCAAGCAGAAUAUUGAGGAUAGUGUAAUUAUGCUUACACAUUCAAUAGUGCUUUCACUAGCAGCAAAUCGAGAAUUAAAUUUAAAACGGCGAGAUUUACUUCGCUCGGAUUUGAAUAAACAGUACGCUGCUUUAUGUAAUCCAUCUACUCCAGUGUCACAAUAUCUUUUUGGGGAUGACCUAAAUAAGGAGAUGGAAGAUCUUUCAAAAGCUAGCAAGCUCACAAAGAAAGUUACGCCUAGUCAACGUAUGGAACCGUAUCGUCGACCAGUUGGGCGCGCCUCAACCUAUGUACCUUCUCGUUCGAAUAACUACCGGGGUCGUGGCUCGAGAGGUGCUUUUUUAGGGUUCGGCCGAGGGCAAUCCCGAAAUUAUCAGCGGAACAGUCAGAGACAGUCCCAGAAGUAGAAAAUCAGGUAAGUCAUCAAUGUAUACAAAAGUCGAUUAGUAAUUUAAUUCAAAAUCAAGCCACAUUUACAGGUGGCCGGUUGAGAAAAUUUUACGAUGUGUGGAAAAGAUUAACAUCUGAUCAAUUUAUCUUGGAUGUAAUUUCUCAUUGUCAUAUUGAUUUUGAGACUGAGCCUUUUGCUAAUAUCAGUGCAGUGAGACCACAGUGUCAUUUUACUCAUACCGAGCAAUCGAUUAUAGAUGUGGAAAUUGCUAAGCUUUUGAACAAGGAAAUUAUAAAACCUUCUCAAAAUGAAAGUAUUCAAUUUAUUUCUCCUAUCUUCACUACGCCUAAAAAGGAUGGCUCGCAUCGCGUUAUUUUUAAUUUGAAAUCGUUAAAUAAGUCGGUAACUUACUAUCAUUUUAAAAUGGACACUUUAGAAACAGCAAUACGACUUAUGACUCCUUGUUGCUUUAUGACGUCAAUUGAUCUCAAGGAUGCAUAUUAUUCAGUUCCUAUCGCAGCUGAGCAUCAGAAAUAUCUAAAAUUUUUGUGGCGAGAUCAAUUAUACGCCUUUACUUGUCUUCCUAUGGGGCUUACCAGCAGUCCUAGGAUAUUUACCAAAAUUUUGAAGCCAGUGUUUGCGACAUUACGUAGUAAAUUUGGACAUUCAUGUCUAGGUUACAUUGACGAUUCUCUCAAUUUGGGGGAUACUUACACAGAGGCUGAGAAAGCCACUCUGCAUGCUGUUGAAUUACUGAUUUCGCUGGGGUUUAUGAUUCAUCCAGAGAAGUCCAUUAUUACGCCUACACAAAUUAUUGAAUUUUUAGGUUUUGUUUUAAAUUCUAUUCUUAUGAUUGUCAAACUAACCGACAGGAAAGCUGAAAAAAUAACGAAACUUUGUAUUCAUUUUUGUCAUAAGG
Molecule: messenger RNA, 1971 nt
Organism: Paramuricea clavata
Lineage: Eukaryota; Metazoa; Cnidaria; Anthozoa; Malacalcyonacea; Plexauridae
Source: the annotation of a GenBank genome assembly